UCUAACCACACCUAAUUAACUCAAUAAUCCAUCUCCAACCUUCACCAAUGUCCUCCCAAAGAAACCAAGCAAUCAUACCCCAAGAAGAACAGAAUCCUCACAUGAUGAACUUCUCCAAUUCUCCACCAUCCCAAUCCUCAACAACAACAGCUUCCUCUCCAACAGAGAAAAGAGGCAGAAGAAAACCAGCAGAACCAGGAAGGUUUCUAGGAGUUAGAAGAAGACCAUGGGGAAGAUAUGCAGCAGAGAUAAGAGACCCUACAACCAAAGAAAGACAUUGGCUUGGCACAUUUGACACAGCCCAUGAAGCAGCCUUAGCUUAUGAUAGAGCAGCACUCUCCAUGAAAGGAACCCAAGCUAAAACAAACUUUGUUUACGCUGAUCAAAACUCUUCCUUCCACCCUUUCCUCAACCCAGCGUUCCACUCCCAAACCCUAACCCUAGCUGCAGCACCACCACCCACUCCAUUCCCGCAGUUAGAAGGCCAAAUAAAUGACUUUACUCCAUUCCAUCCAGGUGAGUUGUUUGGUUUGAGUGGAGAUACAAGAUCCGGAGAGUUAAGUAGUAUAAUACCGGAGAGUUAUUGGAACUCAAGUAAUAAUUCAGCUGCUUCAAGGCAAGUCAGUGAUGUUAGUACGGUGAAGGGGUGUACAACGAAUGGAGAAGAGAAUGUAGUUGAUGAAAUGGGAAGUGGGGUUUGGAUGGAUGAGGCAUUAUGGGAGUUUGGAGCUUGUGGAGCUCCAACAUGCUUUGAUGGAGGUAUGGGAGAUUUUAGCAGCUCUUCAUGGAUGUAGCUUUUAGUUUUUAGUGAGCUCAGUUUCAGAAAGUCUUUCUUACUAUCUUUUUGUUCAGUGAGAUGUUUGAAUGACGUGGGGGUAUUUUCUCUUCUGAUAAGAUGAUUUUAUGUACUCUUUUAGUUUCUUAUGAGUGGGUGUUUUCAGGGUUGAUCUUCU
Phalaenopsis equestris is the source of this 953-nucleotide messenger RNA. RefSeq names its product ethylene-responsive transcription factor 12-like. Gene Ontology annotation, molecular function: DNA-binding transcription factor activity; DNA binding. Gene Ontology annotation, biological process: regulation of DNA-templated transcription. The transcript has a single exon. Lineage: Eukaryota; Viridiplantae; Streptophyta; Magnoliopsida; Asparagales; Orchidaceae. The coding region runs from base 48 to 794 and encodes 248 amino acids. The record is from RefSeq and is a predicted model, not a curated record.